AUGCUAUAUGUCGCGCACGCCUACGAGGCCUCGGCCAUCAUCCAGACACUCGCCUUGCCAACAUUCCUGCCGACGGGACCAUGUCUGGCGCUGGUCAAACAAUCUUGCAUCGAGUUCCUCUCGCUCGCUACCGACGCCGGAAGCACCGCAUCCUCGGCAGGACUGCUCGAAACCGUUCAGACCAUCACGGUCAAUGGUCGCAUCCUCGCCGCUCAAGCCGUCACCGAACCUAGCUCGAAUGCCACAUCACAAAAGCAAUCGCUCCUCCUCCUCACAGACCACUACCAGUCCAAGCUGAUCAGUCUGACUGCCUCGAUCGAUCCUGACAAUGGCGAGACCAACAUCCAAACCAUCGCUACACUGGCUCUCGACGAAGUUGCCCGCUCUCCGGCAGAGUCCGCACUUGGCGUGUGGUGUGAGCCCUUGUCGCCUGGCACGCCUUCAAUCGGUCAGAGGAUCGCUCUGAGUCACGUCUACAGAGGCGUCGCUAGGGUCAUCCCCCUCGCCGACCCUGCUAGCUCAUCGCGCUCGCGUGCAUAUGACGACGCAGACCAGGACAUGCAAGACAUCUCGCACACCAACUCGCUCAGCCGCGGCGCACACUUCUCACAAUCCUUCAGCGUGCGACUACCGCAUCCCAAUCUGCUCUCGUGUGCUCUUCUCAGCCCUAGCUCUCCUUCCUCAGUUCCGGCCGUCGCGCUGCUCUCUCAAUCCAGUGUUCCCAGCGAGAUACCCGGCCUCGGCGAGCUGUGCCUUCCCGUGCUGUCUUUCCAUUCCGUCGACGUCAGCAGCCAAGAGCUGUCGCCCAUGCCCUGGGGUCCUCCACGCAGACCUCCUCGCCGCAACGAAAGCCAAGAUACCGAGGAGGACGCCGACAAGCGCUUCCACCCACAGUCGUCCUCUGCCGCCACACAGGCCAGCCGCGACCUCAAGACCGCCAAAAAGGACGACAAAGCCGCUUCACGCAAACAGCACGGUCCUGCAGCCAUGGGCGCAAAACUCACUCUCAACGAUCUGCGCAACAGGGAGGAGGUCCGCGCAAAGUCGGACCUUGCUCAAUGCCAUGUACCGCUGCCCACGGCCGAUGCUCUUGGCGCUCACUACGUACAUGCUCUUCCUGCUCAUGUUGGCGCUGGCGUUCUCGUCUUUUCCGAAACGAGCAUCCUCUACGUGCCACCGCCCUCGAAUCCUCCCGCUUCCACCAGUAGCAACAAUGACGAUGCCACCACCGCAUCAGAUCCUGCGGAUACGAAAGGCAAAAGACGCAAAGCGAGCCAAGGUAGCAUCGCCGAAACCCGCAGGCGAUCUUCCGCAGCAAACACCCAAGCAGCCGCCAACGUCGCCACCACCUCCACCCCAUCCAACGAGAACGGCAAACGUCGACGCUCUUCCGUCAAUGUGUCUGCCGCCGGUGCAGAUUCACCCACCAAGUCUGCCUCCUCAACGCCGUCGCGUCCAAAGCUUCUUCGCGUCGGCCUUCCCCACCCUGUCCAGGUGAUCUCGGUCGUUGACCUGAAUGAUGCAGAUCGCUCUUCGUCCGCAGGCCCGGACAAGUUUUCCGUGCUCUUUGCUUGCAGUUCUGGCGCGCUCAACGUGCUCCGCCUCUCGAUGCAUCAAGAUACCCAAGAGGUCGCCUCUUACCCCUCCCAGCCCAGAUCGAUGAGAGUCGAGACGCUUGGCACCGCAUCUCAGCCUGCAGGGCCUCAAGCCCUUUCCUACCUCGGUCAAGGGCUUGUCUGCGUCGGCAGUGCCACGGGCGACAGCUGCCUCUACAAUAUUCUUGAACAGAACGCAUCGCAGAGUACCCCAGCUUCUUUGGGCGAACAGCUGCUGACCCCGCCAUCAUCGCCCACACAAGCCAGAAGGAGAAGGUCGUCCCACACCGUCGGCACGUCUCGCGACAGCUCCGAGCUUCCCACCGGCGGAUCCCUCGCUCUCCUCGACACGUGGCACAAUCUUGGACCUGUGGUCGAUUUCGUGGUCGACGACGGUGCCGGUGGAGAUCCGACCUCUUCAUCCGGCGCGCAAGCCAGGAUCGUCACAUGCAGCGGUGCUGGUCCUACUGGUAGUAUUCGAGAAGCGCGCAGCGGUGCCUCGGUGCAGGAAGUUUCGUCGCUGCCUAUUCCCAACGCUCAACAAGUAUGGCCUGUUCACGGUGGAGACGGCAUAGCGGCUAAGCAAUCCAUUGGCCUGCUUGUCGGGUUCGCCACUUCGACUGCCUACUUUCACUUCGAUGCAAACGGACAACUCGCCGACGCCACCGACCGACUUGCUGCUGCUGGCAUCGACGUGUCGCAACCAACACUUGCAGCUUCAAGUGUGCUGGGCCAAGGCACGGGUCCGCUAUUGCUUCGCGCUGCUCGCAAGGAAGUCUCGCUUUUCAGCCUCGAAGGAGAGAACGUAUCGAUUCGGUCCCAGUGGGUGCCUCCCACAGGACUCGAGGUGACGGCCGCCAGUGUUAACUCGACCGGUCAAUCGGUCGUUGCGCUGAGCGACAAGAGCUUGCUGCACCUCUCCGUAGAAGCCGGUGCGCUGACCGAACUUAGAAAAGUCCAAUUGGACCAUGAAGUAUCGUGUCUGGACGUCAGCUCGUUGGUCGCAGGCGAAGCGGCUCGCUUUGUGGCUUGCGGCUUCUGGCAAACCAGAACGGUCCAGAUCUUCUCGCUGCCUGACCUUGCCGCCGUCGGUCAGUCCUCUGUGGUGCAGCAAAGACUCUCGGCGGUGCCUCGCUCCAUCCUGCUGCAUCAGUUCGCAAGCAGCCAGCCGGAAGCUGGUCCGCAUGGCCAGCCAAAAGCCUCGUUGGGUAAUCGAGACUCUCUCACUCCGCACCUGCUCGUUGGGUUGGGAGACGGCAGUCUGGUCUCGUACAGUAUGAGCCUCCCGACGGGCGACAGCUACACCAGCACUGUUGGCCUUGCUGAUGCCAAGACAGUGUCGUUGGGCACACAGGCGCUCAAGCUUGAUGCCGUCGAGACCUCGGCCGGUGCUCGUGUGGUUGCUGUCUCCGGCAGUCGCCCGACGCUGGUCUACGCCGACUCGAAACGAUUCUCGUACAACGCACUCAAGUACAAAGAUCAGCGCAGCGUCACUCCGUUGAGCGCUGGUCCCGGUCAAGUGUUUGCUGCAUUCGCCUUGUCCGACUCGAUCGAGCUGGCUGCCAUCGGCGCACUCAGGCAGCGCGACAUCCGCACGUUCCCUCUGGGCUUGGAACAGCCGCUUGCCAUCGCUCAAUGGGCCAAUCGAAAGGUCUUCGCCGUCUGUACCUGGACCUUCCUGCCUCGAGGUACCGCGUCCAAAGUCGAGCGCCCACGGGGAGCUUUGCGGAUCCUCGACCACGUCACGUUUGAGCUGCUGGACGAGAUCCGGCUGGAGCCGGACGAGCGACCAAAUUGUAUCACCCUGUUGAAAUCGCAAGGUCACGAGCUGCUUGUGGUCGGAACGGGCUACGUCUCCGAACAGUCGAGCGAGACAACGCGCGGCCGCCUCGUAGGGUUCGACGUUUCCACCGGUUCGUCUCGCACCAAGGAAGAGCGCGGCCGACUUCGCCAGCUGUUCGAGCAUGCCGAGAACGGCAACGUGUACAACCUGCAACCGAUAAACCAUCGGCUCGCUGCUGCGGUCAAUUCGGAGGUCAAGAUCUACAGCAUCGUCGACCCGCGUCCGAGCAACGUGGCGGCGCCUCGCAUCAUGGUGCGACAGCGCGGAAGCUGGGCGAGCUCGUUUGUCGCUUGCAAUCUCUCUGCCAUCGAGCCGGACCGCAUCGUGGUGGGCGACGCGCUGAGAUCGAUGAAUGUGCUGCAUGUGCACCCGUACACAGCCAGGGUCACCGAGAUCGCCAGGGACUGCGAUCCUUUCUGGACGAGCGCGACGGAGCUGCUGGACGAAGAGACGCAGACGUACAUCGGUGCCGACGUCAGCUUCAACAUUUACACGACGCAGAGGGUUCCGAUAAGUGAGGAGGACAAGACUCGGAUCCGUCGUGCGAGGGAGCGCGAUACCGAACGAGCGAUCAGCGCUGUCGACCCACGAACCACGCGAAACCCAGCCGAGGUCGAUCAGUACCAACACGUGAUGCAACGCAACGCCGUCUGGCACUACGGGGAUAUGAUCAACAAGUUCCGCCGAACAUCGCUCGUCCCCGAUCCGGGCUCGAAGGCAGCGGUGAGGCCGAGACUGCUGUUCUGCACCGCGGCGGGUGCGAUCGGCGUCAUCGCUCUCGUUCGAGACGACGAGGCGCGUCUGCUGGCCAAGGUCGAACGCAACAUUCUCUCGCUCGUCGAGUCUGACACCGCUGCAGGGUCGGCAGGCGUAGUCGGCGAUAUCAAGCACGAGGACUGGCGCACGCUGAGGACGGAUCACAGGGUACAGCCUCCCGCCGGGUUCCUCGAUGCCGACGUGCUGCAGAUGUUUGUCGAUGGCAGACUGGAUCGCGCACAGAGGGAUCGCGUCGUGGCUGGACCCAGAUCGGGGGCGGAGGCGUUGGGCGUGGAGAGGGAGGUGGUGGAGCAGCUGAUUGAGACGCUCAGUCAGGUGUGCUGA
Molecule: messenger RNA, 4539 nt
Organism: Pseudozyma hubeiensis SY62
Lineage: Eukaryota; Fungi; Basidiomycota; Ustilaginomycetes; Ustilaginales; Ustilaginaceae
Product: pre-mRNA-splicing factor
Exons: 1
Coding region: 1-4539 (1512 amino acids)
Biological process (GO): DNA repair; proteasome-mediated ubiquitin-dependent protein catabolic process
Cellular component (GO): site of double-strand break; nucleus
Molecular function (GO): protein binding; nucleic acid binding
Source: RefSeq, a predicted model, not a curated record